CAGUGAUUCGGCGUCAGCGCUGUCGGUACUGGAUGUACUGCGUCUGAGAGAGACGUUUCACUUAUUUAACAAGUGAGAAGUGUUUGAAUUUUGUAAAGUAUAUUUGUCAACCAGACGUUAUAAAUGCAGAAUAAAUAAUGGAAGCUACAUCAACAGUAGGUGGCCUUCAGAAAUUAAUGGAAGGCUUGGCAAUAGCAGUGGAAAAGAAGUCAAAAGAUAUAUCAAACAUAUUGGAUUCCCUCGUGCCCCAGAUACAGACCUCAGGAGGUGACUUUGGAAACUGCAGCUCCUUUGAGAAGCAGCUGGAAACAUUGUUGCAGUGGGAAUCUAAAGAAAUUAUAGCAAAAGCGGCAAAGGUGGUGGCAGAAUUAGCAAAGUCAGAAAAUGGACGUGAAGAAUAUGGAAAUACAGCAAUUCUCAAGACACUAGUUGAGCUUCUGAAGACUAAGGAGCAGGAUUUGGACAUACUAACUCAAAUCUGCCGAGCUCUGGGAAAUAUAUGUUAUGAUAAUGACAAAGGCAGGAAAUUUGUUCUUGAUGCCAAUUGCUUGCCGGUCUUGUUGGGCAUCUUGGAACGGUCAGUCAGUGAAACUGGUGAAGAAGGCAGAACACUUCGAAAUGUCGCAGCUGGAUUUCUAUUAAAUUUACUCAUUGGACAGGAAGAUGUUCAACAAAAGGCAAUAGAGCUGGGUGUAUCCAGAUUGUUAUGCAGCAUCUUGGAACUUGAUGGAACUGUCCCAGAAGGGGAAGAGGCAUCUACACACAUACUGUUGAUUCUUGGAUUGCUCACUGACUUAGUGCCACCUUGUGAUUCAUUGUUGGAUGAAAAAUUGUGUCAAGUAACAGUGAAAGUAUUAGGUGCAUCUUCAUCCCCUGAAGUUAGUGAGAUGAGCUUGGAACUCUUGCAUGGACAAGCUGAAAAUGAGAAAGUUAAAAACCACUUAGCACAUGCAGGCUUAUGUGAGUUGUUGGUUCAGUUGUUAGAGAAACAUAAGCCUCUUGUAAAUGAUGAUGAAACCAGAAACCUCAUGAAGAUGGCCUGUGAUCUGAUUGUCCUCGUUCUUACAGGUGAUGUUAGUAUGAAUACACUGUAUGCAGAAGGAAAGGGUAAAGUGUUUCAGCAGAUGAUGUCUUGGUUAGGUUCAGGAGAUGAAGAUUUGCAGAUUACUGGUGUACUUGCAAUGGGAAACUUUGCUAGAACAGAUAAACACUGCAUCCAGAUGGUAGAAGCUGGUGUGAGCAAGAAACUGUUAGCUCUUGUUGAAAAGAAUAACACACCAUCAGCAGAUAUACGACUGCAGCAUGCUCUUCUUAGUGCCCUCAGGAAUUUAGUGAUACCAAGCCAGAAUAAAGCCAUAGUGUUGGAAGAUGGUCUAGUGGACACCAUAUAUCCUAUGCUGGCCAUCCCUACUUUCCCUGUUGUUUUCAAGUUACUGGGGACCCUGCGUAUGGUUAUUGAUGGACAGGAGAGUGCAGCUUGCAAGCUCGGGCAGAAGAAAGAUCUGGUCAGCAGACUGGUAACUUGGUGUGGGACUGAGGAUCACCCUGGUGUGCAAGGAGAAGCUAAUCGAUUGUUGGCAUGGCUCAUAAAAAACAGCAGGGAUCAGGAAGUUUUAACAACAAUUCUAGAAAGUGGAGCAGUUCCAUACCUAGUAGACAUGCUCACUGCAGAACAUGCUGUUAUGCAGAACGAGGCCCUCCUCGCACUUACUUUGCUUGCAUCAAUGAGACUGGCUGAUGCUGAGGCAGAUCUUCUUCAGGCUAAGAUUGGUGACAAAUUAGCCAAACUGAUUAAUGAUUUUGGACCAUCAUUAGCAUGUGAAAUGGUACAAAAUAUCUUGUCAUUAGUUAACAAGUUGGCAAAUGCAGGUGCUUUGCAGCAUCAUCUUGUUGAUUGUGGUGUCAGUACAGCAUUGUCUAAGCUUUCUUCGAAAGAAAAUGUUACCAGCAUAAGUAACCAGAUAACUCGAUUGACCUCUAUGCUUGACUCUGGCUGAACAUUCAUGGAGUUGUAUCUUGUUCAGUUAUUUGCUUCACAAUUAAUUUGAUUCUUUAAUCCUUGUGAUCUCAUUAUCUCAGUGUUUCAACAUCCACUCAUUUGAGAAUAAUCUUUUAAUGAUAUAGUGCUUAUGUGGGACUAUUUUAAGACAAUUUGCUGUUCGUCAGCUAACUUAAACUUAUCGUUUUUAAACAACUUGUUUACAUAUUUAUAAAAUAUGUAUAAUUCAUGUUGUUAUUAGUCAUCAUGAGCAAAAAUUUGUACGUAAUGUAGAAGCAUCAUAUUGCUUUUUAUUGCGUAUGAUAUUCAGUUUCAUAUUGAAAUGCUAGUUUACUGUUUUCACCAGCACAUAAAAAGAGGAGACACUGUUGGAAAAUACAGUAAGUUUUGAACUUGUUAAAUAUUGAAAAGCGGAAGGCUUUGUCUUUUGACAUAAGCUGAGUCAGAUCUUCUGGACUCGUACUGGAAUAUGUGACAGAUAGAAUGGUAAUAUGUGUUCAGAGUAGAUAAAUUAUCCUUCAGUGUCUUUGAAGCUUCUCUUAAACAGAUGAGAUUUCAUAUCUUAAAAUACAUAUUAUGUAAAGCACAAAGCAAAAGGUUCAUAAGACGUUAGAGAUGAACUAAGCCAUUUAUAUUUUUAGACAAUAAGUUGGAAAUGAAAAAACAAUAACACAAAAUACUGUUGCGUGUAGUUAACAGAUAUAUGAUGUAACUGUAAUUUUAUAGAAAUUUGCUUAUUGCCAGAUCAUUUUUUUAUCUUGCACAUUUUAUUGGCCCCCUCGUUGGUCUGACAGAUUACUGAUGGAUGGAUUUUAUUGGCUCCGUGGCUUUGAUGCAUGGGUAAGUGCUUGUGUAUAUAUUCAAGAGAGAACAGAAAAGCAGGAUAUUAUUUCAUGUUGGUUUGAGUUUAAGCCUUUAAAGCACAGUAGUUUUGAUACGUACCAUCCGCUGUAACAUUAAAGUACUGUGCGUCUUGCCCAUAUAAUGUUAUUGGUUUUGUAAGAUUUGAAAUUCUUAUGGUUGUUCGUAUCAAGAUUGCAGUGUUCUUGAAUAUGGUACCAUGUAAUUCAGUAAGCAGGCCCCAUCUUUGGAGGAACCUGCUGCCUCCAUCUUAAAGGUACAAGAAUGAUCUCCCCUCCAAAUGGUGGCAGCAAGUUCCUCUAAAACAUUUGUACCUAUCUUCCAGUCUACUUUGUAGCUUACUGUUGUGUUUGAUUACAGUGAUAAUUUUUAUUCACUUCUUUCAACAACAGUUUAUACAUCAACUUCAGGGUACAGAUUGUGGCAUGUAAUUAAUGCCACCACGAAACCAUUUCACAAAAAAAUGAGAAAGAAAUUAUAACAUAAUACCUAUGAUGGUAAAGCUUUUUUAAUCUUGUAGAGAGAAUGGACCCAUCCGUAUAUAAUUUAUAUUAUAUAAAGCUGCUAAAUUAUUUAAAACUGCAGUGUUGAUGUCAGUUUGCAUUAAUACAUCUUUUGUUAUUGGAUUUUUCUUUAUGUUCUAAAUUAAUUUUUAUGAGCUGGUCACUAUAUGCGGAAUGGCAAUGUAGUUUCCACUUUCAACCUUCCCACAGAGAGGGUGAUAAACAGAUCUCCAUUCCUUAUUUUGUGAUCAACUUUAUAGAAGAGUACUGUCUUCUGGGGUGCAGUGCCGUGUAGUCUGGUAGGUGAUCACCAAUAUUUUAGAGGUACAUGUACUGAACUACAUAGUGUUAUGUCCCUGAAGGCAGUACUCUUCACAGUCACUGCUAUGAGAACCUCAAAUCCAACAGAACUUCAGAGAAGUUCACCUAGAAUAUAAAGCAGCACAAACCCAGUAAUAAGAGAUAUAUCAAUAUGAACUCAGAGAACUUUUAUUUUAAUAGUCAUAAUAAUUUAACAGUUUUGUAACAUAUCCAUUUUAUAUUUGUGAUGCUGUAGCUCAGGUGAUUUGUAGCUGGAAGGUCGAUUAACAUCACGAGGUUGAGUGGACCCUGUUCCAGACCCACUGCUUCUAAGAAAAAAUCUGGUAGCGCUGGGAAUUGAACCCAGAACGCUGACCACUAGACCACAGAGACAGUCUUUAUUUUUCCCAUGCUGAUUAUAACUUCACAAUUACUCAUAUUCAUCCGUCACUGCCCCCCAAGUUGUCUGUAGUCAUGACCAGCAGCAUAUUAUCACAUCUCAAUCUUUAAAUUUGGGGCUCCAUUUCUAGUGUUUCAUUUGGCUGGUUUCAGGUAAGGAAGUUUUUUAAGUUAUUAAUUUUACAUUCUGGAUAAGGCAUGAUCACACAUAAUGUCAUAUAUGAAUUUGCCCAUCCUCUCCAUGUACUUAAAAUCACUGUAAUUGUGUAUUAAAUAAUAAUUUCUAUUUCAUUUUUAUGAAAAAUCAGUCAGAUGUUGAUAUUCAUAACAUGCUGAAACAUGUAACCUGAAGUUGUGAUAUAUAUUGUGGUGUACAGACCCAUUGCUAAGCAGUGACUCUGUAAACAUUGGUUGUUGCUAGAUAACACCCACAACAUAUAUUCACGCAACAAUAGAAAAACAGUCUUUUCUGUGUAGUUUGCACCAUGACUAUUGCUAUGGAUUGGCACGGUGAGUGCACCUCUACAACAAUAGAGGGGCUGUGCUUCCUGCAUGGUCCAUGCUGAGGAGUUAUCUUGAAGACACUUUGCUCUGCAGUUUAGUUGAAAGUUAAGUUGUGGAGUAUUAAGCAGUGGGCAACAACAUAACCACAAAAGCUUAAGAAUCUCCACUGUCAAGAUUCAUUACCAUGAAAGCAUUGUGGAGGAAUAACAAUUGUUGAGAGCUGUUACCAAGUAAUGACUAGUGAAAACAGAAUGAGAAGACUUAGCAUGGAGUGAUUUGUAGUGUGGAAGUCAUAGGCAUUUGUAGUUACAACCUGUAAGUAAUGAAUACAUGUAUUCACCACUUGAAACCCCAUCACUCUAAAUCGUGACAAUAUGCUGAUGCUGACAGAAGUGAAUAUAUAUAUUAGACUACAUGGAGUCAUAUCCCAAAGACCAUAAUCUUGAAGAAAAUUGUAGAGGAUAGGUCAUUACAGAGACAUGAGAAACUGUAUUUAUAAUUAGUAAGAUACUUUGGGACACCAAAGUAUUUUUCAAAUUACAGAAUUGUUCAUCAUAAAGGCUACAGCUUUUUUGUCAGUCCUCUGACUUAAGAGAUACAGCUGCCACAUAUGUUCUCAUAUAGGAAAGUAAUGUCCUCUAGUGCAGUAAUGGUUGGGGAUCUGUCUACAUUUUACAUUUUAUUCAUAAAACAGUGUAGUUUCUGUUAUUUUACAGCAGCUAUCCAGUGGGAUUCCACAAUAUUCAGACACCCUUUUCAAUGACGUGAUAUUCAGUGAAAGUAAUUAACAUUUUCUCAUACUUAAUUUUCAAGUCCCACAAAUAGUCUUUUCUUAUUUCUAUAAAUUUUCACUUUACUUUCUUGAGAGGCAAAGUCACAUAUAUAUUUAUGUAUGGAGAACAUGACCAGGUAUUGUUCCCUGCUUGUUAUUCAUUCAUGAGGUGUAGUCUUUGAAUUCUUUUCAGAGUAUUUUCUAAUGCACUGUCCUGGAAAGACAUGAAACACAUUUCUUCUUCAGUUAAUUGUUCAAAAAAAAGAUACUGAAAUGUAGUUCAUACAAGUCUUCAGGGGUUGUUAAAAAAUGCUCCAAGAACUGAUACAAGUGGCAUAGUGGGAAGGAGUGCUAGAAGUAAUCUCAUCAAAAUUUUCACAGUGUGUUUGUAGUCCUGACAGAAUGUAAAUUUACAGCAUGUCUACAUACUUGUCUCCUGUUACUGUGCCUGCAGAACAAUAUGGUCCCAGUAUUCUGAAGGAAGAGGUGCUACCACAGAUUCUUACUCCUGAUUAGUUCAAUUGAGUUUCCAUUGUGAUAUCUGGGAUUUCUGUACACCAUGACAAAUAGUCUGUUUACAUGACCAUGUUAGUUUAAAACUUGCUUUUUAAGUCCAGUUUUUUAAUGAUUCAAAUAGGGUUUCCAUCCAGUUUAUUUAACAUGAAAUCACAAAAGUGAAGUCUGCAGUCAGGAUCUACUCCUAGAAACCCAUGCCCCAUGAACGUAUUGUUUAAAUAUGGCUUCACGUAAUAUCCAUUGAACUAACCAUCUGGAAAGUCUCUGCUCCAGAGCGCAUGUGUGAGUAAAUUUCCUAGGACUUCAGAUUAUUGCUUGGAAAAUUAAUGAUUUGUUUGCCUCCAACCUUGCUGUUCUGUCUCUGUCUAUUCUCAGGUAAUCAGACUCAUUAAUAUGUUCUUCAAAUUAGUGAUGCAGACUGCACUUGACCUUACUUGUUGAUGGACCUCAAUCAGUAUGUUCAUGCCAUUUGCAACAAUCACUUCAAAACGACCUUUAUACCACCUAUUUAAAGCAAACCCCUGUUCUUGUUUCAUUAAGAUAAUCACACAUGAGAGACACAGUACAGGGCAGAAGAGAACAAAAAGGUCAAAGAAGCAUCAUUACACUAACUAGCAUACUCUGACCAGUAGCUGGCAGGAAGCAGCUGUUAAAAGCUGUUACCAUGUCCAACAGUGCAAAAGCCAACCGAUAAGCUCCAAUGGGUAGUGACUUUUGCACCUCGCAGUAUUUAUUUCCUUCGCUUUAUUGAAUCCCAGUUCACUUGGACCAAAGAAAAAAAUGUGUUGGCAAUGUAUCUCAGUCUGCAUGUUUCUCGUCAUUAAGCAUAAGUCUUGUUUUGCACAGAAGACUGCAAUCCCAGUAAACUAUUUAUGGAUUGUUUGAGAUUUGUAUUUCAGUAUUUGUUCUGUGUUUCUUUAAAUUUAGAAUGAUAAAGAUCUUAACCUUGAAAUGGAAGGUACCUGGUUCAACUUUAUCGUGACAGGCUUUUUUUCUAAUUUUUUGCUCUCUGAGUAACUGCUGAGUUAGUAACCAGAAUUAGGCAUGAUUGUAUCCUUAAAACUCCUUGCCUCUUCAACAUUCAGGAUUUUUCCCCUUCCUUUUGAUCCUACCUAACACCUGUAUUUGAAAUAGCUUUAAAUAACCAAAGAAUCAGUAAACAGUAACCUAAUAAAAAUAUGUGGCAAGAUACAUUUUUAUCUACUAUGGUUUCUUCUUUCCCCAUAAAAGAACCCAAAAUGCAGGUUUUGUGGUGCAAGUUCUGAAAAGUAGUUUAUAAAAUUGGAUUACCCAAUGGAGGCACAUAAGUAUAAUGAUAUAGUUAGUUUUGUGGUGCUUCAUAUAAUGAUCAUAUUAUGCUCAAACAUAAAAUUUAUAACUUAAUACUUUUUUGUUAUAAUUAGGUACCAUAUUAUAUCGUUGUAGUAAUUUUAUAUUGUACGAAUUUCAGACAUUGCACUUUGUUUGAAAAACAUUUUUUUAAUAUAAAUUACAUUGUUUUGAAAUAGUUAAUGGUUACUCAUUAGAAGUGACCAGACUGAUUUAGACUGGUGACUUUGUUAUAUCCACUAUUUUUCAUAGUUCAUUCAGUGCAUAAGAGAGUUUUUUUAAUGUAGAAUAAUAGAUUUUUUUAUCUAGGCUUUUGUAUUUAUGAAAAAGUAACAAUGUUUUAGUUCUGCACAAAUAUUGCUCUUUAUAUACUGUCUUAUUAACUUGGUAUAAGCUUUAAUAUUAUAGGGUAUAAAAUUCUAACAUAGGAUAUAAAGAAGGUAUGUACUAUUGGCAUAAACUACAAACACUUGAUGCCCAAAUUUAGAGGUGAACACAAUACAGUUUUCAAAUUUAUAUAAUUCUUUUAUUGUUUGUAUAUUAUGACAGAACUAUCCUCUUUAAAUUGAAUGUAACAUGAUUUGCUAUCAGUUCUUCUCUUCAUCCAUAUAAGGAUUCCAUUCUUAAAGUAUGCAGAAGGGGUGCUGACAACAAGGAAUCUGUUUUAGGGACUUUAAACAGUAGUGUUAAUGAUGACAUGUAAGAGAUACUCUAUCAAAUAAAACUUCUGCACUCUU
Messenger RNA from Cryptotermes secundus, 7920 nucleotides. RefSeq names its product rap1 GTPase-GDP dissociation stimulator 1 (gene vimar). Bases 138 to 1997 code for a protein of 619 amino acids. Gene Ontology annotation, molecular function: protein binding; guanyl-nucleotide exchange factor activity. Gene Ontology annotation, biological process: positive regulation of GTPase activity. Gene Ontology annotation, cellular component: cytosol. The transcript is spliced from 13 exons. The record is from RefSeq and is a predicted model, not a curated record. Lineage: Eukaryota; Metazoa; Arthropoda; Insecta; Blattodea; Kalotermitidae.